CUUGUAUGUGUCUUAUAUAGGCAUGCGUGUGUUCUACCGAAAAGUUUUCAAACACGUUUGUCGUCUACCGCUUGUCGUAUUUCCCCCUCUGAAAUAUCACAACUUUUACAAGAGCGCUUAGUUGAUUGGUCCGCAAAAUUUCUUUAAAGAAGAUUAGAGGAUCUUGUUUUUUUGGGAUGUAGGAGGGAAUCGAAGAGACAGGACGCGUUUUAAGUGUUGGAGAUGGUAUAGCACGGGUGUAUGGUCUUAAGAAUUGUAAGGCUGGCGAAAUGGUUGUAUUUUCCUCUGGCCAUAGAGGAAUGGCGUUAAAUUUAGAAUUUGAUAAUGUUGGAGUCGUUAUUUUUGGAAAUGAUCGUCAUAUACGUGAAGGAGAUAUUGUUAAAAGAACCGAUACUAUAGUUGAAGUAGGUGUCGGAUCACAAUUGUUAGGUCGAGUCGUGGAUGCUUUAGGGAAUCCUAUUGAUGGAAAGGGGUCAGUGUCAUAUGAUAAAUUUAUACGUGUUGAGACAAAAGCUCCCGGUAUUUUGUCUCGCCAACCCAUAUGUGAACCAAUGUCUACUGGUGUCAAAUGCAUUGACGCUUUAGUACCUAUUGGCAGAGGACAACGUGAAUUAAUUAUUGGUGAUCGUCAAACAGGAAAAACUGCACUUAUUAUCGAUACGAUUCUUAAUCAAAAAGAAGCAAAUGAGGGUUUAGAUGAAAGCCAAAAAUUAUAUUGUGUUUAUGUUGCUAUUGGUCAAAAAUGUUCGACAGUUUCCCAUAUUGUUGAUACAUUAACCAAACAUGAUGCUUUAAAAUAUACCGUGGUGGUGGUGGCGACAGCGUCUGAUGCUGCUCCCUUACAGUAUAUUGCUCCGUAUUCUGGCUGUACUAUUGCUGAGUGGUUUCGCGAUAAUGGUCAACAUGCUAUUGUUUUUUAUGAUGAUUUAUCCAAGCAAGCCGUUGCCUAUCGCCAAAUGUCUUUAUUACUUCGACGACCUCCGGGAAGAGAAGCUUAUCCUGGAGAUGUUUUUUAUCUUCAUAGUCGUUUAUUAGAACGUGCAGCGAAACUGUCUGAUUCUCUGGGAGGUGGUUCUCUUACAGCUUUACCUGUUGUUGAGACGCAAGGAGGAGAUGUGUCAGCGUACAUUCCCACUAAUGUUAUUUCCAUUACGGAUGGGCAAAUUUUCAUUGAGAGCGAACUUUUUUUUAAAGGAGUUCGCCCUGCUAUUAAUGUAGGCUUGUCUGUUAGUCGUGUUGGCUCAGCAGCACAAAGUAAAGCAAUGAAACAAGUAUCAAGCUCAAUGAAAUUAGAUUUGGCUCAAUAUCGAGAUUUAGCUGCAUUUUCCCAAUUUGGAUCAGAUUUAGAUGAGUCGACAAAACAACUUUUAGUGCGUGGUUCUGUGUUAACCGAGUUAUUAAAACAAAGACAAUAUGAACCGAUGAAAACACUACAUCAAGUAGUCAUUCUUUUCACGGGAGUUGAAGGAUAUUUAGACUCACUCGACAAGGAAGAAAUAAUCAGAUUUGAAAAAGUAUUUUUGCACCAUAUGGAUACAACCCAGCAAGAUAUUUUACAAUCUAUUGAAAGAGAAAAAGAAAUAAGCUUGGAAACAAAAUUAAAAUUAAAACAAGUUAUUGAAGAUUUCUUAUCUGAAAAUGAAUUUAAAAAAAAACAGACGAAUUUAUAAACGUUUAUGGUUCAACACUCUUGCAAUAUUUAAAAUAUG
Messenger RNA from Hylaeus volcanicus, 1709 nucleotides. RefSeq names its product ATP synthase subunit alpha, mitochondrial-like. Lineage: Eukaryota; Metazoa; Arthropoda; Insecta; Hymenoptera; Colletidae. The record is from RefSeq and is a predicted model, not a curated record. Gene Ontology annotation, molecular function: ATP binding; proton-transporting ATP synthase activity, rotational mechanism; ADP binding. The transcript is spliced from 10 exons. Gene Ontology annotation, biological process: proton motive force-driven ATP synthesis; proton transmembrane transport. Bases 270 to 1670 code for a protein of 466 amino acids.